AUGGCAAAGCUCACCACAUACAACAUCGCAAUCUGCAUCACGGUCUGCACAGGCGGCUUCAGCUAUGGCAUGGCCGCAGGCAGCCUUCCCACCAGCCUGGGUCAGCCGGGCUUCUACAGCUACUACGGUCUCGAUCCAACCACCUCACACACUGCCAACAUCAUCAGUGCCCUUAGUGCUCUCUUCUUCUUCGGAUGUGCCGUCGGAUCCCUAGCGCAGUCAUGGUUCGCCGACUGGCUUGGACGCAGAAAGACCAUAGGCAUAGCCGGCGUUGGUGUGGGCAUGCUGUUGGCCUUGGUACCUCUGUACCUGACAGAGGUAGCACCCCCCAGAACACGAGGCUUUUUGACCGGUCUCACCACACUUUCCUUCGGCAUGGGCUACGUGAUAUGCUCAUGGGCCUCCCUUGGCUGCUAUCACUUCAAGAAUCAGACUCUCGCCUGGCGACUGCCGCUGGCCCUCGGUGUCAUUGGCCCCAUUCUUGUCCUCACCGGAGUAUGGUUCAUUCCCGAAUCUCCACGCUUCUUGAUCUGGAAAGGUCAACGUGAACAAGCAUGGAUGAUUUUGAAGAGACUGCACCAUGACCCACGAGUCGCAUCCGAAGCAGACGCCGAAGCCGAGUUCACACAAAUCGUACGACAGGUUGAGGCCGACAAAGAAGACGAACCCACCUUCUACAAGAUGUUCACCAAGCCCACCUGGAGACGUCGGGCCAUCCUGGUCAUCUUUCUGUUAUUCGCUGGGCAAGCUACUGGAGUUUACGGCAUCGCCAAUUUCUUGCCUUUGAUUCUUGGCAGCCUGGGAAUGACCGGCGAUAUGCCCCUGAUCUUGAACGCUUCCCAGGUCACGACGGGGACUGUGUCUGUGCUGGCUAGCAUAAUCCUGGUCGAUAAAGUCGGUCGUCGAAAGUUGUUCUUGAUCGGCUUUGCAGCCAUUGCAGGCGUUCUGCUAUCUGAAGCAUUGCUUCAAUGGAAGUACCUUGGGACCGACGACAAGCCCGGAAACGCCGCAUGUGUCUUCUUCAUUUUCCUAUUCAUUGUUAUCUUCCAGUGCGUCGACGCUCCGGCACUCGUGUGGGCGUCCGAGAUAUUCCCUACCAAUUUGCGGGCCAAAGGAGUCAGUCUGGCCGUCUUCACCUUCUUCGCUGGCGCCAUCACUUUCUCAACACCUGCUCCACUGGCCUUCCAGAACAUCAAAUGGCGCAUGUUCCUCAUAUAUGCUGCACUGAUGGUCAUCGCGGAAGUCAUCACCUAUAUGUACAUCCCUGAGACGAAGGGACUGCCUAUGGAAGAGAUAGGAGCCUUAUUCGGCGAUGAAGUCGUCGUUCACUUGACAGCGGACGGCCAAGGCAUUGUCGAGGACAAGCAGGUGACGGAUCACAUUGAAGAUAACGGGUUUGUGCAAACUGAUGAAAAGCAGGUGCACCACGAAGAGAGAGCCGGCGGCGAGUCACGAAACUGGGCUCCAAUUGUCUGA
This is a messenger RNA of Cyphellophora attinorum, 1476 nucleotides long. Its product is annotated as High-affinity glucose transporter. NCBI's taxonomy places the organism in Eukaryota, Fungi, Ascomycota, Eurotiomycetes, Chaetothyriales, Cyphellophoraceae. The record is from RefSeq and is a predicted model, not a curated record. Bases 1 to 1476 code for a protein of 491 amino acids. Gene Ontology annotation, molecular function: carbohydrate:proton symporter activity. Gene Ontology annotation, cellular component: membrane. The transcript has 6 exons. Gene Ontology annotation, biological process: carbohydrate transport; transmembrane transport.